AUGUCUGCAGUCGAGAAAUUCCCCAUCCUGCUCAGCGAAGCCGAAGAAGAAAGCUCUGCUGUUCCCCCCCUGCUUCUCACACGAGGGCAUCAACGUACGUUCCAAACAACCUUAAUCUUGCAUGAGCGACACUCCUCCUUUACUCCUUUUGUGCGCUACCUUUAUAUCCGUCAUAGCAACCUUUACAUCUUGGCAUUGACUAAGAGGAACACCAAUGCCACCGAGAUCCUUCUCUUCCUCCACAAGCUUGUGGAGGUCUUUACCGAAUACUUCAAAGUGUUGGAGGAGGAGAGUAUCCGGGAUAACUUUGUCAUCAUCUAUGAAUUACUCGACGAAAUGAUGGAUUUCGGAUACCCACAGACAACAGAGAGCAAGAUCUUGCAAGAAUAUAUCACUCAGGAAUCACACAAGUUGGAGGUGCAAGCACGACCACCGAUCGCCGUCACAAAUGCCGUGUCCUGGCGUAGUGAAGGUAUCCGUUACCGCAAGAACGAGGUCUUCUUAGAUGUGGUUGAAUCCCUCAACCUCCUUGUAUCGGCAAAUGGCAACGUCCUGCGAUCUGAGAUUCUGGGCGCUAUCAAGAUGAAGUGUUAUCUGAGUGGAAUGCCCGAGCUGCGUCUUGGAUUAAACGACAAGGUGAUGUUCGAGACAACAGGUCGUGCUACUCGAGGCAAGUCUGUGGAGAUGGAAGAUGUCAAGUUCCACCAGUGUGUACGGUUAUCACGAUUUGAGAACGAUCGCACAAUUAGCUUCAUUCCUCCAGAUGGCGAGUUUGAGUUGAUGAGCUACCGAUUGAAUACUCAGGUCAAGCCUUUGAUCUGGGUUGAGUGUUUGGUUGAAUCGCACUCUGGUUCACGAAUCGAGUACAUGCUCAAGGCCAAAGCACAGUUCAAGCGUCGCAGCACAGCUAAUAAUGUUGAGAUCCUUGUCCCUGUCCCCGAAGACGCAGAUUCUCCCCGAUUCCGCACAAACAUUGGAACUGUGCACUAUGCGCCCGAGAAGUCAGCGAUUAUCUGGAAGAUCAAGCAGUUUGGUGGUGGCAAGGAGUUUCUCAUGCGGGCGGAGCUGGGUCUGCCAUCCGUAAAGGGAGACGACGAGCAUGGUGGUGGUAUGACUGGAGGCUUUGGAGGUAGUAUGGGUGGUGCUGGAGUCGGCAAAGCAAAGCGACCUAUCAACGUGAAGUUUGAGAUCCCCUAUUUCACUACUAGUGGUAUCCAAGUGCGCUACUUGAAGAUCACCGAACCAAAGCUGCAAUACCCCUCUCUCCCUUGGGUGCGCUAUAUCACACAAUCCGGCGAUAUUGCCGUCCGUAUGCCAGACGUGCAAUAA
Messenger RNA from Penicillium malachiteum, 1329 nucleotides. Its product is annotated as Mu homology domain-containing protein. The transcript has 5 exons. The record is from RefSeq and is a predicted model, not a curated record. Gene Ontology annotation, cellular component: clathrin-coated vesicle; clathrin adaptor complex. Lineage: Eukaryota; Fungi; Ascomycota; Eurotiomycetes; Eurotiales; Aspergillaceae. Gene Ontology annotation, molecular function: clathrin-cargo adaptor activity. Gene Ontology annotation, biological process: intracellular protein transport; vesicle-mediated transport. The coding region runs from base 1 to 1329 and encodes 442 amino acids.